This is a messenger RNA of Lasiodiplodia theobromae, 684 nucleotides long. Its product is annotated as Erv1/Alr family protein. The record is from RefSeq and is a predicted model, not a curated record. The transcript has 3 exons. Gene Ontology annotation, molecular function: flavin adenine dinucleotide binding; flavin-dependent sulfhydryl oxidase activity. Gene Ontology annotation, cellular component: mitochondrion. Lineage: Eukaryota; Fungi; Ascomycota; Dothideomycetes; Botryosphaeriales; Botryosphaeriaceae. The coding region runs from base 1 to 684 and encodes 227 amino acids.
AUGCCUCUAGGACCAACCCGCCGCCUCAUCCUGCUGCUCAUCCUGGGAGCUGGCAUUGUCUCCGUCCUGUACAUCUCUUCUUUCCGACCACCUAUCGCGAGCCGCCCGGCAGGCGUCGUCAAUCCCGCCCAAGCACCGCAUGACAUCGGCAGCGCGACCUUGACCGGGCCCGCCAUCGCCCCGAAGCUUGGGAAUGAGACGGCAAAGGCGGAGCUAGGAAAUGCCGCGUGGAAGCUCCUGCACACGACCUUUGCGCGCUUCCCCGACAACCCCACCCUCGACGAGCAGACUGCCCUGAGGUCCUACAUACACUUGUUUCAGCGCCUGUACCCAUGCGGCGAAUGCGCCCAGCACUUCUCCAAAAUCCUCGAGAAAUUCCCGCCACAGGUGUCGUCUCGAUCAGCCGCCGCGGCAUGGGGUUGUCACGUUCACAACGAGGUCAACCAGCGCCUGCACAAAGACAUCUUCGACUGCUCAAAGAUCGGAGACUUUUACGACUGCGGGUGUGCUGACACCGAAGAGGAUGAGGAUAGCGGCAAAAAAGUCAGCAAAGUGAGCUCCCACGAAAAGCCUGACAUGCCAGCGGAUAGAGUCGAGAAGCUGAGCGGCGACAACGGGAGGGAAGUUGAUCUAGUAGGCAUCCUAAACGGCGAGAAGCCGCUGGAGCUGGAGAAGGAGGGGUGA